AUGGCUUCAUUGAAAGAGUCCUUGGCUGGUCCAGGAUUUGUGAUCUUGAACGCUAUAAGGGUAUUCAAUAUCAUCGUCUUCCUAGACAUCAUCGCUGCCAGCAUUGUGAUGAUAGUGAAGAUCUCUCUUUUGAGCAGCUUUUUCUUCUUCCAAGCCGUUUCCCAUGUCAUGGCUGCAGGAAUCAGCAUCUUUCUUAUACUCUCAGAAUUACCCUUCUUCCGCGGGUACUUCGACCGCAAUUGGCCUUUGCUAGGCCAAGAUUCCGGCUUCGUCACACUAGCUGUGGCAAUGCUUAUACUUGGAAUGGGGGUCUUGGGCGAUCUGAAUACGCCUGCCACGAGUCAGGAAUCACUUGGCCUUGCAUUCUGGAGGAUUGUGGUAUCCGCAGGUAUUCUGGCUAUGGUUAUGAGUGUUGUCAAUCUGGUGUCGGUAAGUCGACCUUAA
This is a messenger RNA of Aspergillus fumigatus Af293, 444 nucleotides long. RefSeq lists its product as uncharacterized. Lineage: Eukaryota; Fungi; Ascomycota; Eurotiomycetes; Eurotiales; Aspergillaceae. The record is from RefSeq and is a predicted model, not a curated record.